Erpetoichthys calabaricus (reedfish) is the source of this 2196-nucleotide messenger RNA. RefSeq names its product protein kinase C and casein kinase substrate in neurons 3 (gene pacsin3). The record is from RefSeq and is a predicted model, not a curated record. The transcript has 11 exons. The coding region runs from base 508 to 1824 and encodes 438 amino acids. Gene Ontology annotation, cellular component: plasma membrane; cytoplasm; endosome. Gene Ontology annotation, molecular function: phospholipid binding; protein binding. Lineage: Eukaryota; Metazoa; Chordata; Cladistia; Polypteriformes; Polypteridae. Gene Ontology annotation, biological process: cytoskeleton organization; plasma membrane tubulation; regulation of endocytosis.
UCGAUAGCGUCGGUGUGUUGUACGCCUUGUUUUUGCUCCGAAAGGUCUAGAAGGAUAUAUAAGUAAGAAUAACAACACAUUCUUUCCCCCAUAGCCAAACCUGUUAAAGUCAGCAUACGAGUCUUCCGAGUCCAGCAGCGCGCACCCGUACCUGCCCGGCGCGCCUCUGUCAACUUUCAACCAGCGCGCCCCCGAGCUCGCCGAGAAGUCCCUCCGGCCGACGCGUUCACAUUCCCUUUCUUUCCAGGGAGCUCAGCGUCUCGGCGGUUAAACUUCGCUAAUUGGAUGACUGCAAGGAGCGGAUCCGGAGGUCAUAGUCGCAGGAUACGUGCUUCCGCAGGUGCCUCAGAGAUUCCGGCUGCUCCGAGCGAAGACAAGAGUACAAGAAGAAAGAAAGAAGAGAGCGAGCAACAAGGCCAGUAGCUAAACUCCAGUGGACACCAUUUUUACGGCCUUUUGGAUUCACUGGAAGCCGUCACAAUUCUGUGCUGCAAAGACGGCCCCGGGAUGUCACCAGCCGGGGAAACUGGGAAUAGAGGCAGUAAUGAAAGUUUCUGGGAGCCAGGGAAUUAUAAAAGCACCGUGAAAAGAACAGAUGAUGGGUACAGGCUGUGCAAUGAGUUGGUUGCCUGCUUCCAAGAACGUGCCAGAAUUGAAAAGAAGUAUGCUCAACAGCUAAGUGAAUGGUCUAAUAAAUGGCGGACUGCCAUAGGAAAAGGACCACAGUAUGGCACACUGGAGAAGGCUUGGCAUGCCUUCAUGAAUGCUGCUGACCAUUUGAGUGACAUCCAUAUGGAACUCAAAAACCACCUGUUGUUGGAGGAUGCAGAAAAGGUGCGGAACUGGCAGAAGGAAACCUACCAUAAGCAGCUCAUUGGUGGGUUCCGAGAGACAAAGGAAUUUGAAGAUGGAUUUCGUAAGGCUCAAAAACCAUGGAUCAGACGGCUAAAAGAAGUUGAGUUGUCCAAAAAGAGUUAUCAUCAGUCCUGUAAAGAAGAGCAUUCAUCAACAACCAGAGAGGCUCAUGCUAGGUCAGAUCCCUCCAUUUCCCAGGAGCAAGUAUGCAAACUGCAGGAUCGAGCUGGGAAGUGCAAGGAGGAGUCUGAAAAGAAUAAGGAGCGUUACGUGAAAUCCCUUGACGAAUUAAACAGGUACAACCCACGUUACAUUGAGGAUAUGGAGCAGGUCUUUGAGAAUGCACAAGAGGCUGAGAAGCGUCGACUGAGGUUCUUUAAAGAAGUCUUUCUGGACAUCCACAGCCAUCUAGACCUCUCCAGUAAAGACAAUUUUCGUGUCGUGUUUCGAGAUCUUUAUCAGAGCAUCUUGACAGCAAGUGAUCAGGAAGACCUGAAGUGGUGGAGGAACACCCAUGGGCCUGGGAUGAAUAUGAACUGGCCACAAUUUGAGGAAUGGUCACUUGAAGCAAGCCAAAUGAUCAGCCGGAAGGAGAGGAACAGCAGGGCUGAGGAUGUUGUAACCUUGACCAAUAUUGUGUCUGCUGCAGAAACUCCACCUACAUUUAACAGAAGUGUAAGAGAAUACUCUUCAGACUGGUCUGAUGAAGAAAGCCCAAAGAAGUACAUCAACACAAAUGGCUUGCAUGGAGAGGAAGAUAAAAAAGAUGAGGAAAAGGAAGAGGUUGGACAGAGCGUGAAAGCACUAUAUGAUUACACAGGGCAGGAAGCAGAUGAGCUCAGCUUUAAAGCAGGAGAAGAGUUAAUGAAGAUUGGAGAGGAAGAUGAACAGGGCUGGUGCAAAGGUCGUCUCAUGAGUGGACAAGUUGGACUUUAUCCCGCUAAUUAUGUAGAGGUCAUAGUAUCGUGACCACACAGUGCUUGAAAAGUUGUUGCAGAGGCCAUCCCUUGUUAAUGAAGGCAACAGGGACAGAGAAGCAUGGUGCCUUCUAGGAGACUUGUACAGCCUCUCAGACUCUAACCUUGCCGGGCCUGGGGUGUGUCAUUUUUACUAAGCAGCUGAGGCUUCAGGUCAUUUUCGAUUCACUGGGGUUAUUUUAAUACAUUGGUGUAAAUAUUAAAAAGGUUCUGAGGCAGUCAGGAUGAAAUGUUUUUUUAAGUUCUUGUGUUUCAAGUCUGCACUGUUUACCUAUGGCACCUCCUCACAGCACUUGGGGAAUUCAACCCUUUUUCAAUGUUUGUCUUAAGUUUCAUUUAAUAAAACUAACUGGUAUUAAAAUUU